Molecule: messenger RNA, 5501 nt
Organism: Ruditapes philippinarum (Manila clam)
Lineage: Eukaryota; Metazoa; Mollusca; Bivalvia; Venerida; Veneridae
Exons: 6
Coding region: 173-1057 (294 amino acids)
Source: RefSeq, a predicted model, not a curated record
UAGUUUCUCCAUAUCUUAAUCUGAAGUUUGACGAACUGAGCCGUAACGUUUCCGUAUAUUGAAAUUUGCGAAGAUAUAAAAAUAGAAAUGCAGUGUAAUUAAAUAAAAAUUUAAGGAUAGGUAUUCAAACUGCUAGUGGCUUGAUACGAAUUUAAAGAGGGUAUCUAACAUUAUGGAAAUAAAGAUAGUACACAUAGCUUUGUAUGGGAUAGUAGUUAUAUUGCUGAAGGACUUGACAGUAACAACGGCAGCAGCAGUAUGUCCUGCCGAUACAAAAUAUGAUGAUAAAGAGAAGAAAUGUGUGUGUCCUACAGAUAUGUUUUUUGACCCGAUUGCCAAAUCAUGUACAUACUGUUUCCAUAUUUGCAAUAACGCAGAACUUCAGAGAACCGAAGACGAGUGUAAUACAUUUUGUCCGGAAUAUCACUUACCAGCAAUGGAUAGGCCAGUAGUGGAGAAAGCUGAUGCUACAGAUGUUAUUUGUUCCGGAGGCAUGUAUUUUGAUGAAACGAUAGAACAAUGCAGCUGCAUGAAGGAUGAGUACUAUGACGAGGUGACCCGAAUAUGUAGUGCUUGUUAUGGUAUAUGUUCAAAUGCAGAAAUCCAAAACACGGUGGAUGAUUGCAAUUCAAGGUGCCCGAACUAUCACUUGCCAUCUUCUACAACGGUAUCACCACCACUUACCAUGAGUGAUGGUGUAAGUACAACUACGAUGGUAAUAUAUGUAUGUAUUACUGCAGGGAUAUUUGCUACCUGUGCAUGUAUUGCAUGUAUUGUAUGUUGCUGCCGCAAGCGGCUGGAGCCCAAAGUUCGGCAGUUGUAUUCCACGUUGGGCCAUUUACUGCCUUGUAUAACAAGAGAUGGAAAUGGCGAUGAAGUAGAACAUGAUAGGCAUAAUUAUGUCGUUCAGCUUGCCAUCAGGGACAGACCUUCAGGGAUUUUUGACAACCAGCAACCACAAGAUGAUGCGGAAGCUGGCCCAAUCAUACCGUCAGGCAAUGUAGUUGGAGUCAAUGGUGAGGAAACAGAAGCAAAAGUGGCACUCCUUAAUACUUAAAUCUACAAGAAAUGACAUAAUAUAAUUGUUACACGUUUUCAUGCACAUUAUUCAAUUACAUCACCUGUGGGAAACAAUGACAAAGAUGUAUUGGGAGACGAUGGAUGUCCUGUGUCACAAACGUGUGCUGUCUUGCCAUUUUACCUUAGUGAUAUGUAAGUAAGGCUCAAUAUGUCAUAUUAUAUUAAAAUGUAAUAAAAUGGUGACAACUAGAGCAAUUUAAGCAAGUCAGCAAAAAGUCUUGUCCAUCAAGAAUUAUCAUAUAUUGAUUUAUUUUGAAUUGAAAGAUUUUAUUUUGUAACCACGCUUGACAUUGACAUCAUCUUUCCGAGACAACACUCUCACUGAGAAGAAAAAAAUUGUCGUCACAACAUUUGAGAAGUGACAGACUGAUUAAUUUAAUCGAAAUUCUGCCGUUGUUUCACUGCUUAUGAUUUUUAUAGCGGGAAAUAUUUAUUUGCCUUAACAAAAUGCAAAUUUUUUCAAAAGGUCGAAGGUUUAACUGAGAAGAAGAUAUGUUAUUUUGGUAUAAUUGUUUUGUUUUGUAAUUAUUACAAAUAUUGUGUUAUACAUGUACAUGUUAGUUAUAUUUUUUACAAAAGUACACAGUUAUGAUCGUAUAUUUUUUGCUCAAAUGUUUAAAUGUGAUGUUUAUAAGCAAAGGUAUAAAUAUAUUUUUUUAUAUUUUUCUUUAUUAAAUGUUAAAUGAGAUCUGUUGUUAUUAGAUGUAAUACUUUAGAUAAAAGUUUUAAAUGUGAUAAAGAUUAUGUGAUAUUUUGUUUUAAAACAAUUCAAUAUCUGUUAUAUGAAUAUAUAUAAUAUCUGGUCAUGCAACCUACACUUGCCAACAGCACCCAUGUAUGAUUCUUUGGUGGUUUAUGGUUAUGUGUAAUACGAAAUACUUUUAACUUAAUUAUUCAUUGUAUUACAGACCUUCUUCUACAUGUACCUAUUCAUUUUAAAUUUGAAUACAUGUAUGUAUCUCUUAUUUCUUAGCAAAUUGUUAAAAAAUUAAAAUGAUUUCACAUAUAGCAUACAUUCAAAAGGUUACGCUUACACACUAUAGUAUAACAAUUGAUAUAUCAUAUACUAGUAGAUAAAACUUUAAUUGGCUAAAACCUGUAUGAUAAUUACAGAAAGGUCAAUGAAACAAAUAUUAAUGUGUAACUAUUCUCAAAUAUAAACAACAAACAAUAAUAUUUAAUGAAAGGUGUUUUUAGCUAAUUUUAUCCAUUUAAAAAUAUCUUCUUUUUUUCACUUGUAUUUUUUUUUAGUAUUGAUCAUAUUUGUUGGACCUUUAUUUUUAUCUUUUAUAAUUGAAGUAAAUAUUGUUAAUAUAUUAUGUAAGGCAUUGUUGUUCUUUGAAGGCAUUAACCAUUAAGUGCUAUAGGUAUAUGGACUUUAUACAUAUUAAUGUAACAUUUACUUACUAUAUUAAUUUCUAUUGGGAUUUUUGAAUUAUUAUUGUAAGAAAUUCAUUGGUGCAGAGUGUUCUCUUUUUUCAAUAAGAUUACUUUAGUCUUUAGUCUAUGUUCGCAUAGAAGAACUAUCAUGGACACGGGGGAGGAAGUGUUAUACGAGGGAUGGAGUUCUUAUGAUAAUUAACUUGUUGAGGAGUUCUUGUGAUAACUGUCACGGCGUUCGUCGGAAAACUAUUGUAUAUACUGCAAAACACUCGUCAAAAAUGGUAAUUUGCAUCGAUAAAAAGUGAGUUAAAGGUGCUAAAUUAAACUUUAAUGAUUAAGCUUGCCUUACAUAUUGUAUUAUGUGUCAAAACUUAUUCAUAGUUCAUUUUUCAUCGCCUCUUGCUUAAAAUCUGGUAGUUUUGAGUAAAAUUUUCAAAUUAUUUGCCAAAUUCGCAAGUAUUGACCUGUUUAUUUCAAGACUUCAUCCUUGCCAUACAUAAUUACCUAAUUAUAAUGCAAAAUUGCAAACAUAAAGCCCCGACUAACAAUUUUAUACCAAAUUUCUCAAAUGUCCCGGAGUUCUUGUGAUAUCUAAAAAUAUGUCCUGGAGUUCUUAUGAUAACUUUUGUUACUGCCAAUGUGUUUCUUGCGCUAAAUUACGGCACGUUUUAGCGUUUUUUAUUAUUCAAAGUUGUAAAUACUCAUGAAAUAUAGUACGCUCUUCCUUUGCACAAACAUGAGGAUAUAUGGUUGGUCUUGAUCGAGUGCCUGCAAAGGAUAAACAGGUGAUAGGCUAUCAUCUACAGUAAAGAUUGAAUCAGCAGCAGUAUCAUGGCCUAAACCACAAAACAAAAAUGUCUCAAAACUUACACGUUGUUCUCAACUAUCUUUCUUAAGCAGAUAAUAUAUAGUUGUGCAUCGCUUAUCUAAGGGCUAAGUAAUUUUAAUAUUGUAUACCAUAAUAAAGAAGUACAUGUAUAAAACCGGGAUAAUUUCUUCAAACCUAUGUUUCCAAAAAGUACGACAAUGUGAUGAAAACUCAACUGCGGUUGGCUCUAUAACUACCGAUCUUUCUAACAAAUUUGCAAGUCCCUCCAGAUUAAAACGAAAUAAGUUUGACUAAAAUAUUUUUUGUUAUCCAUUACAGCAAAAUUAACAGAGUUUCCUCCACUAAGAUUACAUAGGGGAAGUACCCAUCAAACAUCGGCAGAAAAAUAUACAUGUAGACACCAUACUUAAGCGCAUUUUAUCAUAAAAGUCAAUGCUCUACACCAAUCUUUUGUCCAGUCUACGAAAUUUGGGUCAGAAAAAAAUACCAUAAAAUGAAACAGGGAUAAGAUAGCUCAGUAAUAUCAUUUUAACUAAAGUACACUCAAAACCAACAUUAUAUAUCCUCAUUUUGUGCAAAAAAUGAGCGUACUACAUUUCAUAAUGAUUUACAACCUUACUGAAUAAUAAAAAACGCUAAACGUGCCGUGAUUUAGCACAAGAAACACAUAGGCAGUAACAAAUAUUAUCAUAAGAACUCCAGGACAUAUUUUGAGGUAUCACAAGAACUUCGGGACAUUUGAAAAUCGGGAAUAAAUUUGUUAGCCGGGACUUUAUGUUUGCAAUUUUGCAUUAUGAUUAGGUAAUUAUGUAUGGCAAGGAUGAAGACUUGAAAUAAACAGGCCAAUACUUGCGAAAUGGCAAAUAAUUUAGAAAUUUUACUCAAAACUACCAGAUUGUAAGCAAGAGGCGAUGAAAAAUUGACUAUGAAUUAGUUUUUUACACAUAAUACAAUAUGUAAAGCAAGCUGAAUCAUUAAAAAAGCACCUUAAACUCACUUUUUAAAGAUGAAAAUUACCAAUUUUGAUGAGUGUUUUUGCAGUAUAUACAAUAGUUUUCCGAUGAACUCCGUGACAUUUAUCACAAGAACUCCUUAACAAGUUAUCAUAAGAACUCCAUCUCUCGUGUAACACUUCCUCCCCCGUGAUGGUAGAAAGUUUAUUUUUUAGAUAAGGGUAUUAUUUUAAUUUACAUGUACAAGGUAUGUGUUCGUAUAACUGUUUUUAUGCAUUAAGUUUAAUUGUGUACAUGGUUGUUUUGUAAUGUUUAUUUACAUUGUAACUGCAUUAAGUGUUUAAUUUACUUCGUAACUGCAUCAAGUGUUUAAUUCAUGUGAAACGUGAUUGUUGGAUGUUAUAUGCAAAACCAUUAUUGACUCUUUUACAUUGCUCCACAACAUUAAAUAAUAUUUGCAAUGCCGUAUUCGUGGUUGUAUUCAUUGGUUGUAUAUAUAUAUUUAUGGACUGAUAUGUAUGUUUUUCACAUCACUUUUAUCACAGGUUAUGUAUAUAUUCAUGUCGUGUUCUUAAAAGUCACAUUAUUCAGUAGCAAUAUUCAAUUAUUGAUUUUCAAUUGUUAUUAUGUUUUCUGUAUGUUUCGAAUGAAUUGUACGAAACAAGAAGUUUAUGUGAUACUAAAAUCAUCUGAAAUAAAAAUAGUAUUAUAAACAAUAUGGUACGAAUUAAAUGUAAUAAUUUAACGUCAAAGAUAGCAUAAUUGAUUUCAAAUUUUGUAAAUUUGAGAACAAAUUAUUAUUUUUAUUAUUAUUAUUAUUAUUAUUAUUAUUAUUAUUAUUAUUAUGUUAAAUGACAUGAUUCAGUCAUGGUAUUUUGUUCUUUUUAAAUUAUAGAAAAUUUUAAAGAUUAGACAUUUUUAUCUUAAAAACAUAUACCGAUAUUUAGAUUAAAGUUGUACAUUAUUCAAUAAUCUUGCCUUUAGGACAAUGUAACCAAUAAAGUUUGUACUUCAUAUUACAUGAAUGACAAACUUUAAACUCAUAAUGUUAAAACUGCAGUAAAGGAAGUCAUAAAAUUUUGCUAUAAAAUGACUGCUGAUUGUCUACAUAAGUGCAAAGCAAUAUUAUUUGAUCAAACUGUCUUCGAUAUUUUUAAUUGUUAAACCACGAAAUAUGUGUUUUUAGUCCAUAUUAAAGUUUAAUUUUGUUAUAUUUAUAGGAAAAUUAUAUCAAAUAAAUUUGCUUGAAUAAAUUA